Cydia pomonella (codling moth) is the source of this 3154-nucleotide messenger RNA. Its product is annotated as pickpocket protein 28-like. Gene Ontology annotation, cellular component: membrane. The transcript has 14 exons. The record is from RefSeq and is a predicted model, not a curated record. Gene Ontology annotation, biological process: sodium ion transmembrane transport. Gene Ontology annotation, molecular function: ligand-gated sodium channel activity. The coding region runs from base 1094 to 2722 and encodes 542 amino acids. Lineage: Eukaryota; Metazoa; Arthropoda; Insecta; Lepidoptera; Tortricidae.
AAAAUUCGCUACUGUUAUAUUUCCAUAACAUAAGUAUAUUAUUAUUAUUGGUAAGUAGGUAGGAUAACCCUCUGAUUCUUUAGCAGCAUGUGAAGUAUGAGUAAUUAGAGAAAUUAUUAUAAUUUUUUUCAAUUAACCUGAUUAAUUUUCUGCGACAUGAGGCAGUUACUUUGAUAAAUGUUACUAUGGUUGCCAAUAUUGAUGAAUAAAACGAUUCACUGGUCAGACUGUGGUUGGUAGGUUACCGCAGACUAAGUUAUUUAUUUAAUGUAAUAGGUAUGUUUAAAUAGAAGUUAUUUAUUUUAUGAUAAUUACAUGUCAAGGAUUACAAUAGUCAACAAUACACUUGCAUUACGUCAAUAGAUAAUUAUGUCAUUCAUUAUAAAUUAAGCUUAAGCUAAACUAAAAAACUACUCAAAGAGGCCCCCGAAAGUUGUUCCCGGCGCAAUGGUGCCCAUCACACUCGCUGCGUUACUACGUUGAAUUGCAAUGGAUAGCCUUUGCGCCAGGAAAGAACCCACCCGGGCGUCACACCCCCUCUCCCUAGCUCGCCGCCCUAAUAAAAUGGACAUGAUAUUUGGUAUGUUUAAAUAAGAUAUAUUAAUAUUUUAUGUCUUGCGCACAAAGAAAGUAACCUUUUUAGCUCUAACAUGUUCCCGCCGCUGAGGUGAAAGGUUGUACUUUUCAUACAAAACCAAAUUUGAAAAACUUUGCCUUUUGAGUCUCUCACUCUCACUACGUAAGCGCGUAAGCAUCUUUUGCUUGCUAGGAGCUAGAUGAGCACUCUCAACUUUUUCUCAUGUUACUCAAAAUAAUAAAUUAUUUAACACUACUAAUCUUAAUUUCUGAUGUUACUAAAACCCUUAUCUAUCCUCACCUUAAUAACCUCCCUUCCCCGUACAAUUCCCGGGAGCAUAAUUCCCCGAUUAAUUAAGUAAAUGGCACUUCUGUAAUUAAAGUAGGUAAUUGGAUUAAAUAUUUGUUGGCAGUUUCAUUUGUGAGGUCAGAGUUGUAGAGUGCUGUCGUUUUUGACGCUUUGCUGUUGUAAAUGCCCUUGCAAACAUACACAAAAGUUGCGUCAUUUUAAAACAAGAUGGCAGAUAAUUACAGCUCCCCAAUAUCAAAAAAGAAAAGCGAUGCAGAAAGUACAAGUGAUAAUCACAAUGACUCCGGUCCGAAGUCUCCUAAGAGACGUCAGUCACGUCGGCACCUGAUCUGGGACAAUACGCGGGAGUUCUUGAGCAAUACCACGCUUCACGGGUUCCGGUAUCUUCUGGAUACUAAAUCUAAUUGGUUUGAAAGAUUAUGGUGGCUGUGCAUGGUGAUCGCGAGCAUAAUGGUGUGCGUGGUCUUCAUAAGAAAAGUGUGGAUCAAGUGGGACGAAACCCCGGUCAUCGUCAGUUUCGCAGACACUACCAACUCCGUGUGGACUAUCCCGUUUCCAGCAGUGACGGUAUGCAGUGAGACCAAGCCCCGGCAAAGGGUUUUUAACUUUACCAAAGCUUACCAUGAAAGGAGGCGCACGCCCUCUACCAUCAGCGUGGAGGAUUUAAAUACUUACCAAGACAUGCUGUUGUUGUGCAACAAUCCUGAAAGUGAUGGACCACAAUUCGCCAAUAAAACCUCCAUUGAAACUCUGCAAAAGCUAGCUCCGACCCGCGACGACUUAUUUCUAAAGUGCUUAUGGAAAAACUUGAGUUGCGGAGAUAUGUUUUAUCACACACUGACCAAGGACGGCUACUGUUUUACCUUCAACAUGCUUUCUGCCGAGAAAAUUUUUAGGACUGAAAAUUUACACAAAGAUUACUAUCACGUCGCUAUUCAGAAUGAUAGUGAAUGGAGUUUAGACAAAGGUUACCCCCCAGAUACGAAUGUCAACACCUACCCAUUGCGAGGACCCAGCUACGGUGGAGUCGAGUUCGAAGUUGUUUUAACGACCGAUACUCGAGAUAUGGAUCUAGUUUGCCGUGGACCCGUCCAAGGCUUUAAGGUCUGGCUUCACAAUCCCGCCGAAUUACCAAAUAUGGGUCAGAACUUCUUCAGAUUGCCAAUACAGUACCAAUCGGCAGCCGCCAUCACUCCCAAAAUGAUGGAUACUUCGGAAGGGCUAAAGGGUUAUUCUCCUAGCAAACGACGGUGUUAUUUUCCCGAGGAUCGCUAUCUCCGCUUUUUCCGUAUUUACACACAAAGGAACUGUGAGCUGGAGUGUUCAUCUAAUUUCACUGCCAAAAUUUGUGGUUGUGUGCCUCUUUACAUGCCACAUGAUCAGGAAACAAAAGUAUGCGGAGGAGGGAAACAGAAAUGUAUUCAAGAUGCUUUUGAGGAACUAUCGUUAAGAAAGUCUGUACUGACGAUGAAAACUGAUUCACACUCUGAUUUGGAAGCUUGUGAUUGCCUGCAAGCGUGCACGGAACUGAAAUAUGACGCUGAGGUGUCCCAGGCCGUCUACAAUCUGUCUAAUUACAUGGACAAUACUGAUUCUGACGUAGCCAAUGGAUGGCGCAUACCUUCAGGCCUGGUGAUAUACUUCGCCGAAGACCUAUUCACGACGCUGCGCCGCUCAGAGCUGUAUGGAGGCGUGGACUUCGUCGCCAACUGUGGAGGCAUCAUGGGGCUUUUCAUGGGCUUCUCCUUUCUCAGUCUCGUUGAGAUCGUCUACUACUUCACUAUCAGGUUAUGGCGCCGGGUGAAGGAUUCUUCAGCUACACUAGCAGACCAGUAAAAUUUGUACGAGUAGAGCGCAAUAAAAUUUAGGGGUCAUCCAUAAAUUACGUCACACGAAUUUCAUAAGUUUUUUGACCUCUCCCACUUCAUGUCCCACGUGGUAACGUUUGGCAUGACCCCUUAGUUUUCUCAGGUCCGCGGCACACGGUACACGUCAAGGAAUAACCUGUUAUUGAUCCAUUUCUGGAAACUCGAGUCGAUGAACUACUCUUCUGUCAUGUCGCCUUAGCUGAUGGGAUAUCUUAAUUUGAAUUACGGGAUCAAGGAACCGGCGUAGUGUUAUUUGAACGUAUCUGUAUGUAUGAGUAUGUACCUACCUUGUGUGUGUGUGUGUGCGUGUGUGUGUGUGUGUGUGUGUGUGUGUGUGUGUGUGUGUGUGUGUGUAUUUUCGAACUAAUUUUUUCAUUAUAUUAUAAUCUUGUUUUCGUUA